GCUGAUGAACAAAACAAAUUAGAAAAGUCGUUCCAAAAAGUCAAUACCUUAAAACAAAUUGUAAAUAUCUGUAAUUUGAAAAGUUAAAUCCUUGACCCAUUCUCUACUGAUCAACUUGGAUGGCCAUUGGCAUUGACCCAGGAAUCACAUCACCUUACCCGUCAAACACGUUCUCAGGAGAAAAGUAGUAGAAAUUUCAAUCAAUUCUCUUUCACAAUUCUACAUAAGAGGGGCAGAGGAGGAAACGAUUUUACUACGGAGGUUGUGUAUUUUUCAUGCAUGCGGACAGCGUGUCACUCACGUUGUAUUCGCUUCCUUAAUUUCUAAGGCUGUUUGUUCAGGAGUACAAGGAAAAUACCCAUUCACCCGGUUCUCUGGAUGUUUUUCAUGUGGCCUUCUUGAGGAAUUUCUUGUUUCCUAUCCAAAUCUGGUUUUUAAACGUGUCCUCUGUGAGCAGUUUUAAGGACAUCAAGAAUUUAAGCCAGUGAAAGCAUGGAAAAUGUGCUUGGCAAAGCAAGAGGGCGUUUUCAUGUGGAAUUGCUAUUUGUGCUCAUAAUAACAAUGAUGGGAGGAGGGGUAUUAGGCCGGUUUGUUGUUGAAAAGAAUAGCAUACUGGUGAUAUCUCCAGAUUCUAUUAAAGGGAAGAAGGAUGGUGCUAUUGGGAAUUUUGGAGUUCCAGAGUAUGGAGGGACUAUGAUUGGGACUGUGGUAUAUCCUGACAAAGGAACUUUUGCCUGCACUUCCUUUGAAGAAUUGGGGGUGUCCUUCAACCAUUCUGCAUCGCGACCCUCACCUAUAAUUCUUCUGGUGGAUCGGGGAGAAUGCUAUUUUGCAAUGAAAGCAUGGAAUGCACAAAAUGGUGGUGCUGCUGCGGUUCUUGUUGCAGAUGACCGUGAAGAGCCUCUCAUAACAAUGGAUUCUCCUGAAGAAUCCAAGGCAGCUGCUGAUUAUCUUGAUAAGAUUUCGAUACCAUCUGUGUUGAUUGAAAAGUCUUUUGGAGAUGACUUGAAAACUACUUUGGCAAAGGGGGAAACAGUAACCAUCAAGCUUGAUUGGAGUGAAUCCAUGCCUCAUCCUGAUGAGCGUGUAGAGUAUGAGCUGUGGACAAACAGCAACGAUGAGUGUGGAGCCAAAUGUGACGAUCAGAUAGAAUUUGUGAGAAACUUCAAGGGCCACGCCCAAAUAUUGGAAAAGAAUGGUUUUACUCAAUUUAAACCACACUAUAUAACAUGGUUCUGCCCUGAAGCCUUUAUUUUGAGUAAACAGUGUGUAUCACAGUGCAUCAAUCGUGGAAGGUACUGUGUUCCAGAUCCAGAUCAGGACUUAAGCGAAGGUUAUGAGGGAAAGGAUGUUGUUAUUGAAAAUCUGAGGCAGCUUUGUGUCUUCAGGGUUGCAAACGAAAGUAACAAACCUUGGGUUUGGUGGGACUAUGUUACAGACUUCCACAUUAGAUGCCCUAUGAAAGAUAAAAAAUACAAUCAAGAUUGUGCUGAGGGCGUCAUCAAAUCUUUAGGCUUGCCUAUAAACAAGGUCCAGGAAUGCAUGGGUGACCCACAAGCUGAUGCAGAAAACCCUGUAUUAAAGGCAGAACAAGAUGCUCAGGUUGGACAAGGCUCACGUGGUGAUGUAACUAUCCUGCCAACUCUGGUCAUUAACAAUGUGCAGUACCGAGGCAAGCUAGAGAGAAGUGCUAUAUUGAAGGCCGUAUGUGCAGGAUUUAAAGAAACUACCGAGCCUCUAAUUUGUUUGACUGGAGAUAUAGAGACAAAUGAAUGCCUGACAAAUAAUGGUGGCUGCUGGCAACACACAAAGGCUAAUAUAACUGCUUGCAAGGAUACCUUUAGGGGCAGAGUAUGUGAAUGCCCCCUCGUGUCUGGAGUUCAGUUCAAAGGAGAUGGCUAUUCACAUUGUGAAGCCACUGGAGCAGGCCGUUGUAGGAUUGAAAAUGGAGAUUGCUGGUCAGAAACUAAAAAUGGCGAUACAUUUUCUGCAUGCUUGGAAUCUCAACUCAGCGGUUGUCAAUGCCCUAAUGGCUUCCGUGGUGAUGGGCACAAGUGUGACGAUAUUGAUGAAUGCCAAGAAGGAAUUGCUUGUCAGUGCAGUGAUUGUACAUGCAAAAACAAAUGGGGAGGAUUUGAUUGCAAAUGUAAGGGAGAUCUUCUAUACAUCGCAGGACAGGAUACAUGCAUUGGUAGAAAUGCUUCAAGAUUUGGCUGGUUCUUGACACUUCUUAUUCUAGCUGGCUUAGUGGGUAUUGUUGUUGCUGGUUAUGUGUUUUACAAGUAUAGACUUAGGUCGUACAUGGAUUCUGAAAUCAUGGCUAUAAUGUCCCAAUAUAUGCCAUUGGACAAUCAAAGUGAGGUUCACCAAGCACCACAACAAAAUUCAGUAUGAGAUGUGGUCUUUUCCCUCCUGAUGAGCUCUGGUUGCCUUUCCUGAACAUGCAGGAAAGUGGACCCCAUUCAAUUGAGAAAGGAUAUGGAACUGACGGCAGGCCUGAUGUUUUUUAUUUACUAGUGGAUUUUUCUCUGCUACCUUGUGCAACAGUCAAUUAAAAUCCGAUUAGUUAUUUGUCUCCUGUUGACGUAUUCAUCCGUAUGGGGAUUCAGUACUGUUCUAUUUCCCUUACUGAUGAAUCCGUUCCAGCCUUUUGAAUCAGAUUCCAAAGGAAGUUAUGACAAAUAAUCAGGCAGAAGCUAUUGUCCAUAAAUGUAGCCGAUAGUCAUAUCAAUGCAUCUCUGUUGAACGUAUAUAAUUGAGAAAUAUAGUCAUGCAUGGUCAGAAGUUAUUGUAACACAUAGACGGCAAAUUAUCAAUGGAAUUGAAGAAUGGCUUAGGUGUAA
Molecule: messenger RNA, 2843 nt
Organism: Cryptomeria japonica (Japanese cedar)
Lineage: Eukaryota; Viridiplantae; Streptophyta; Pinopsida; Cupressales; Cupressaceae
Product: vacuolar-sorting receptor 6
Exons: 14
Coding region: 493-2394 (633 amino acids)
Molecular function (GO): calcium ion binding
Source: RefSeq, a predicted model, not a curated record